CUUGCUGUGUGCGUCAUUUCCGGGCGUCACCGAACGGAGUGGCCAACGGCCUAGAGAGAACAUGCCCAAGUUUUAUUGUGACUACUGCGAUACCUACCUCACCCAUGACUCUCCAUCUGUGAGAAAGACACACUGCAGUGGUAGGAAACACAAAGAAAAUGUGAAAGACUACUAUCAGAAAUGGAUGGAAGAACAGGCCCAGAGCCUGAUAGACAAAACAACGGCUGCAUUUCAACAAGGAAAGAUACCUCCUACUCCGUUCUCUGCCCCUCCUCCUGCAGGGGCGAUGAUUCCACCUCCCCCCAGUCUUCCGGGUCCUCCUCGCCCUGGUAUGAUGCCAGCACCCCAUAUGGGGGGCCCUCCCAUGAUGCCUAUGAUGGGCCCUCCUCCUCCAGGGAUGAUGCCAGUGGGACCUGCUCCUGGAAUGAGGCCACCCAUGGGAGGCCACAUGCCAAUGAUGCCUGGGCCCCCAAUGAUGAGACCUCCCGCCCGUCCCAUGAUGGUGCCCACUCGGCCUGGAAUGACUCGACCAGACAGAUAAGGAUAGAGGGGAGGUCUCUUUAUGUCAGUUUUAUAUUACCUGUUCUGCUUCACCGGGAGAUCAUGGUGCUGUGACUCUGGGUGUUUUCUUAACAGCAUGAUAAGGAAGACUUGCUCCCCCUUCCUAUCAAAGAGAGAAUAGUUUUGAGAGGAAGAAGUGGAACCCAAAAAAAGGGCAGUUUGCAUUUGUAUUGCGAAGUGUGAAAAUAAAAUUGUCAACUCUUUUAGUUAAAA
Molecule: messenger RNA, 774 nt
Organism: Propithecus coquereli (Coquerel's sifaka)
Lineage: Eukaryota; Metazoa; Chordata; Mammalia; Primates; Indriidae
Gene: SNRPC
Product: small nuclear ribonucleoprotein polypeptide C
Exons: 6
Coding region: 62-541 (159 amino acids)
Biological process (GO): spliceosomal snRNP assembly; mRNA splicing, via spliceosome; mRNA 5'-splice site recognition
Cellular component (GO): U1 snRNP; nucleus
Molecular function (GO): zinc ion binding; pre-mRNA 5'-splice site binding
Source: RefSeq, a predicted model, not a curated record